AUGGUGGUAAUGCUGAUAAUGAUGAUGAUGAUGGUGAUCGGAUCGAUGCAUUAUUAUAUCGCAAUUAAUGCAUUACCAUUUCCGGAUGAUCUUGACUCAUUUCUAGAAAUGCUGUUUGAACAUACAGAAUGUGAAGAUUUUCUCUCGGAUGAUAAAUGGUCUACAGUUGGUUUACGUGAUUGUAAACCAUAUGUAUGCAAAUUUCCAUAUGAACUUUGUAAACGACCUGCUGCAAAAUAUCAGGAUGAAACAAGUAAUACGUGCUCUAAAAUACCUGAAGAUUGCUUAAUCGCAGUAAAUGGUGGAAUAGCGUUAACAACUGAUGCUAAUACUUUUACCGAUAAUGGAAUUACAAAUACAAAUUUAAAUACCGAUGAAUCGGAAUUAACAGCAAUUACAUCAUCAUUAUCAAGUUAUAGCAAUGGAUUUUCCACUACACUACCAUCAUCUAUUCCGAUUACAGAAUUAGCAACGAAAUCAAUUGAUAGCUUAAUGGAUAUUUGUAAUUUGGAUCAACCACAGGGAAGAUUUUGUGGUUUUACAAUUAAAGUAGCAUAUAAUAGAAAUAAUCAAAGAUGUGAACAAUUUUGGUUUCCUGGUUGUCGUACAAUUGAAACAAAUCAAAAUUUAUUUGAUACAGUAGAUGAAUGCUUGGAAAAAACUAUUCAUUGUAGAGGUACCGGUUCUUUUGUACCGUUCUUUACUACUCGUUAUCCGGCAAUAUCAACUUCUGCAGAAACACCAUCACCACCAGUACCAUUAGUGGCACCAUUUUUGGCAACUACUAUAGCACCUCGAGCUAUAGUACCAGUGAUUAUUGAUGCUGUUACACCGGCAAAACCUAGAGUAGCACCAAUAGCCCGACCACCACGACUAUUACCAUGGUUUCGUGGAAUUUCGGGUGAAGUGGUAAAUCCACGUGUACGAGUUAUUGAUCCACAACCAUCAUUGAAACCAGCUCACUUAACGGUACAACCAUAUUGGUUGACGAAUCCUUCCGGUGCCAACAUGAUACUUGGCUUAAUUUCUAACAGUAUAUCACAAUUUACCGGUGGUGGAUCAGAGGAGACAGGAGGUGAUGGUAAUUUUUUCCGUCAGAUACCUCAAUUUCUUCGUUUACUACAAGGAGGAUAA
This is a messenger RNA of Loa loa (African eye worm), 1134 nucleotides long. RefSeq lists its product as hypothetical. The transcript is spliced from 6 exons. The record is from RefSeq and is a predicted model, not a curated record. NCBI's taxonomy places the organism in Eukaryota, Metazoa, Nematoda, Chromadorea, Rhabditida, Onchocercidae. Gene Ontology annotation, molecular function: serine-type endopeptidase inhibitor activity. The coding region runs from base 1 to 1134 and encodes 377 amino acids.